CGGCCACUUUACUUUGUUUAUCGCAAGGAUAUAGGAACAAACCAAUAUAUAAUAAAUAUAUAAUAUAAAAUACACGGUAUUUUGAACAUAUGGAUGAGGAUUCUGCUUUGGAGAAUUAUUUUGACCAAUCAAUUGCCAGUGACCCUAAUGACUACAUGAGCUAUGAGGGGGCCCUGGGUCUCGAGGGUCCACCACAGCUACAGGACCCCUCCUUCCUUUCCUCUGUGAGCGAGCAGGAUAAAGAUCUAUCAGAGGACUUGGACCUCAGUUUCUUGCCUGAUGACCUGGGGACCCAAGAUGAGCCACCAGAGGGUGGUAAUAAGAUGGAGGACAGUGGUGUCUUUGAGGACUACACACCCCAGGAGUCCUCUAUGCCCGAAACUGACAAAGCCUUCCCAGAGGCUUCUCCAUUUUGCCCUCUUGCCAUGACUCCUAUGACUCCCAUGACCCCCAUGACCCCAGUCUCUGAGCGAUCAGGGAUCACCCCCCAACUGCAGAAUAUUGUGUCCACAGUAAACUUAGCCUGCCCUCUGGACCUGAAAUCUAUUGCACUCCAGGCCCGCAAUGCUGAGUAUAACCCAAAGCGCUUCGCUGCUGUCAUCAUGAGGAUCAGGGAGCCAAGGACCACUGCACUUAUCUUCAGCUCAGGGAAGAUGGUUUGCACUGGUGCCAAGAGCAGUGAGGAGCAGUCUCGCCUGGCCGCCCGUAAAUAUGCCAGAGUGGUGCAGAAGCUGGGCUUCCCUGCAAAGUUCCUUGACUUUAAAAUCCAGAAUAUGGUGGGCAGCUGUGAUGUUUGCUUCCCCAUCCGCUUGGAGGGAUUGGUUUUAACACACCAGCAGUUCAGCAGCUAUGAGCCGGAGCUGUUUCCUGGGCUGAUCUAUCGCAUGGUGAAGCCACGCAUUGUCCUGCUUAUUUUUGUUUCAGGAAAAGUGGUGCUUACUGGUGCUAAAGAACGCUCCGAGAUCUACGAGGCUUUUGAAAACAUCUAUCCCAUUCUUAAAGGCUUCAGAAAACAAUGACGUCGUUCACAUAGAGCAGAAUGGGCCCAUGAAGACAUUUGGCGCAGUGCACUUAUUGGGCUAUUAAAUUUGAGCAUCAUGCAUGUUUAGGGGGAAAGAGCGUAUGCUUCGUAUGCACACUUUCAAUGUGAUUUUAAGUUUAUGUGCUCAUUGUUGAAAUAUGACGCUAUACAGAAAGACAAGGGUCUCUCACACAAGUAAUAUUCGCGGUGAUUGGGCAAAUUGUAUACAUAGUAAAUAGCUGGCCGGUGGUUACCGCGCAGUGACAC
Conger conger (European conger) is the source of this 1288-nucleotide messenger RNA. It is a transcript of the gene tbpl2, whose product is annotated as TATA box binding protein like 2. The transcript is spliced from 7 exons. NCBI's taxonomy places the organism in Eukaryota, Metazoa, Chordata, Actinopteri, Anguilliformes, Congridae. The coding region runs from base 90 to 1019 and encodes 309 amino acids. Gene Ontology annotation, biological process: DNA-templated transcription initiation. Gene Ontology annotation, molecular function: RNA polymerase II general transcription initiation factor activity; DNA binding. The record is from RefSeq and is a predicted model, not a curated record.